UUGCCCAGACACCCCACUACCAUCGACUCAUCGAGUGACCCCUCAUACCCAUCGUCUCGUAGUUUCACACACGCCCAUCCUUUCAUCUUUGAUUUCUUCUCUCCUGAGUUCAAUCAAGCAAGAUAAUCUUCGCACCCACUGCACCUCUGCAAGUGCGAGUAGUGACCCUACAAUCUUUUCUUGAUCUGCGCGAAGAGAUCAGAAGAUGAGAGCUGGGGGCUGCACGGUGCAGCAGGCGCUGGCGCCGGAGGCGGCGGUGGUGGUGAAGCAGGCGGUGAGCCUUGCGCGGCGCCGCGGGAACGCGCAGGUGACGCCGCUGCACGUGGCCAGCGCCAUGCUGCACCAGCAGCCGCCGACGGCGGCAGCGGCGUCACCGUCGACGGGGCUCCUGCGCACGGCCUGCCUCCGGUCGCACUCGCACCCGCUGCAGUGCAAGGCCCUGGAGCUCUGCUUCAACGUCGCGCUCAACCGCCUCCCGGCCUCAGCGUCGCCGCUCCUCGGCGGGCACGGGCACGUCUACUACCCGCCGUCCCUCUCCAACGCGCUCGUCGCCGCCUUCAAGCGCGCGCAGGCGCACCAGCGCCGGGGCUCCGUCGACACGCAGCAGCAGCCGGUGCUCGCCGUCAAGAUCGAGCUGGAGCAGCUCGUCAUCUCCAUCCUCGACGACCCCAGCGUCAGCCGCGUCAUGCGCGAGGCCGGCUUCUCCAGCACACAGGUCAAGGCCAACGUCGAGCAGGCCGUCUCUUCCAUCGAAGCAAACAACUCAUCCUCAACCACGGCCGCCGCCGCGUCACAAAACCCUAACCCUAGUGCAGCAGUUCCAUCUGAAGAGUCCAAACCUAGCAAGCUGCUAGCUCUCGAUCAAGUGCGCGACGAGGACGUCGCGGCGAUCCUGGACUGCCUGGCCUCCCGGAGGAAGAGGCGUGUCAUGGUCGUCGCCGAGUGUGCGGCCGCCGCCGAGGCGGCCACGCGGGCGGCGGUCGACAAGAUCAGGCGCGGCGAGGCCCUCCGCGGCGCGCAGGUGGUCAGCCUCGGCGUGUCCGGGUUCCGCGACCUGCCGAGGAGCGAGGCGGAGCGGCGGCUCGCGGAGCUCCGGUGCGCGGUCAAGGCCGGCGGCGGCAGGGCUGGCGGCGUGGUGGUGGUCGUGGAGGACCUCGCGUGGGCGGCGGAGUUCUGGGCCGCGCGCGGCGACGCGGGGAGAGGGAGGUGGCCGUCGAGCUGCUGCUACUACUGCGCCGUGGAGCACGCCGUCGCGGAGGUGCGCGCCCUGGCGUGCCGCGGCGGUGACGGCGUGUGGCUCGUCGGCUACGGCACGUACCAGGGCUACAUGAGGUGCAGAGCCGGCCAGCCCUCGCUGGAGAGCCUCUGGGGGCUCCAGACGCUCGCCGUCCCUGCUGGCAGCCUCGCCUUGAGCCUCAACUGCGUCGACGACAGUGCAAUGGCUGUCAGUCACCUGUCGAGCAGGGCCAAGUGCGAAGCAAGUAGUGGGAACGGGUCGGCGUCGCGUUGCAUGUCACUUUUGGAUGCCGGUGGCUCCGCCGACCAGCUGACGGCCGUCGUCUCCGCCGCCUGCUGCGGCGACUGCUCCGCCACAAAGUGCGACGCCGCCAAGGAGUUGGCACGAUCGGUCCUUCCAGCGUCGUCCAGCAUUCCUCCUUGGCUCCAACAUUGCCGCAAUCAGGAGCCCUCCCAUUGCAAGAAAUGGAGCUCAACGUGCGGCGACUCGCCGUCUCACCACCGGACGGCACUAAACUUCUCUACGGUGGUGUCGCCGUCCUCCUCGGUCUCCUCGUACGAGCAGCACUACCAUCUGCACCAGUCGUACCAGCGGCCAUGGCUUGUCGCCGGCGCCCAUGAGGCCAAGCACCCGUGGAAGGCCCGCCUCGGUGGCGGCGGCCAGGUCCACGUCGUCGUCGACGACGAGGACGUUAAGCUUGUCAGCGCGCUAAAGGUCAAGUCCCACGACUCGAGCGCGUCCAACGACGGCUCGGUCGACCAGGUGGAGCGCCGCUCCCGGUUCAAGGAGCUCACCGCUGAGAACCUCAAGGUCCUCUGCUCCACGCUGGAAAAGGAGGUGCCCUGGCAGGCGGAGAUCGUGCCCGAGAUCGCGAGCACAGUCCUCCAGUGCCGUUCCGGCAUGGCGAGGAGCUCGAGAGCGGCGGGCGCCAAGGAGGACACGUGGCUGCUAUUCCUCGGAGGCGACGCCGAGGGCAAGGCGAGGGUGGCCAGGGAGCUGGCCUGCCUCGUCUUCGGCUCGCACAAGAGCUUCGUGUCCAUCGGCAACCGCAACACUGCUGCGUCUCCGGCGCGGUCGUCGGACUCCGCCGAGCGGCACCACAAGCGGCCGCGGUUGUUGCCGGAGACGAGCAACGACGGCGGCGUCGAGAGGCUGUACGAGGCCGUGCGCGACAACCCGCACCGCGUCAUCCUAGUGGAGGACGUAGACCAGGCUGGCCAGAUGGGCAUCUUGGAGGCCAUCGAAAGCGGGUUGGUCCGGAGCCAUGGCGGCGACGAGGCUGCCCUCGGCGACGCCAUUGUCGUCCUGAGCUGCGAGAGCUUCGACGCCAGGUCGAGAACCUCCUCCCCACCGACGGCCAAGAAGGCGAAGACCGAGAGCGAGGAGGAGCCCAGAGAGGAAGCCGUCGCCGCUACCUCUGCGUCACCGUCUUCGUCUUGCUUUGAUCUGAACAUGAGCGUGGAGAACGAUGACAUGAAGGAGAGUCGCUUCACGGAUGCCAGCCUGCUCAAGGCGGUGGAUCGGGCGUUCUUCUUCAGACGGCCUGAUGAGAGCAGUGAUUAACUAGUGAUCAGCCAUCAAUGCCAAAUGACCAAUGCUUAACUGUUAUUUCUCACCUUAAUUUGUUCUUUAUUUGUAAUGUUGGUUAGUUUCUUGUAGCUUCUUUCUUUUGUUUUUUUUGUUUGGGAAAGAUCAUUGUGUUGGAAAGAAUGGAGUUUGCAUGAAUCACCCUUGGAUAUGAUUGAGCAUGCUGGGCACUAAUUAAACACAUGUAAAUUCGUGGUUA
Molecule: messenger RNA, 3023 nt
Organism: Setaria italica (foxtail millet)
Lineage: Eukaryota; Viridiplantae; Streptophyta; Magnoliopsida; Poales; Poaceae
Product: protein SMAX1-LIKE 3
Exons: 3
Coding region: 206-2800 (864 amino acids)
Source: RefSeq, a predicted model, not a curated record